AUGGCACCUGCUGUCAGCUGCUUGCUUUUGGCAGUGCUGUUUGCUGCUGCCUGUAGAGUCAUCAUCUCCUCGGAUCAGAUGUGCACUGAGAAAGAAGUCAACAAAACAUAUAACUGUGAAUAUUUAGGUCUUAGAGAAAUACCUGACACUCUACCAAGCACGACAGAAAAUUUGGAAUUCAGCUUCAAUUUCUUGCCUACAAUUCAAAAUACAACCUUCAGCCGACUCAUUAAUCUUAUCUUUUUGGAUGUAGCCAGGUGUCAGAUUAAUUGGUUACAUGAAGACACGUUUCAAAGUCAUCAUCAACUGAACACCAUUAUUUUGACAGGAAAUCCUCUGAUAUUCAUGGCAGAAACAUCACUUAAUGGCCCCAAGUUUUUGAAGCAUCUCUUCUUCAUCCAAACAGGAAUUUCCAAUCUUGAGUUUAUCCCAGUGCACAAUCUGGAAAACUUGGAAAGUUUGUAUCUUGGAAGCAAUCACUUUACCUCUAUUGAACUCCCAACAAGCUUCCCAUCACAGAAUCUGAAAGUCCUGGAUUUUCAGAAUAAUGCCAUACACUACCUCACUAAAAACAACCUGGACUCUCUGAAGAAGGCCACAAAUCUAAGCCUUAACCUCAUUGGAAAUGACAUUAAAGGUAUUGAACCAGGAGCUUUCCAUUUGAAAAGCUUCCAAACUUUGAACUUCGGAGGGACUUUUAAUUUGUCUGUUAUAUUCAAAGGUCUCCAGAACUCAACUAUUCAGUCUCUCUGGCUUGGGACCUUUGAAGACCUAGAGGACCAAGACAUUACUUCAGCCAUGCUUCAGGGACUGUGUAAUAUGUCUGUUGAGAGUAUCAACCUACAGAAUCACUAUUUCUCUGACAUCUCACCUGCCUCCUUUGAGUGCCUCACCCAACUUCAGGAAUUGGAUCUGACAGCAACUCACUUGCAAGAUCUACCUUCUGGGAUUGAGGGGAUGAAUUCACUUAAGAAAUUAGUUCUCAAUGUAAAUAAAUUUCACCAGUUGUGUCAAAUAAAUGCUGCCAAUUUCCCCUCUCUUACACACCUCUACAUAAAAGGCAACAAGAACAAACUCGACCUUGGUGCUGGCUGUUUAGAAAGACUAGAAAAUCUUCAGAACCUUGAUUUAAGUCACAGUUACAUUGAGGAUUCUGACUGCUGCAAUCUUCAAUUCAGAAACUUAUCUCACUUGCGAUACCUGAACCUGAGCUACAAUAAGCCCCUUGGACUCCAGAGCCAGGCUUUUAGAGAAAGUCCUCGACUUGAACUCCUGGAUCUGGCGGUUACCCAUUUGCGUGUUAGCGUUCCACAAAGUCCCUUCCAGAAUCUCCAUUUCCUGCAGAUUCUCAAUCUGUCUUAUUGUCUCCUUGACACUAGCAAUCCGCAUCUUCUAGCAGGUCUGCCUGAUCUCCGGCUUCUGAAUUUACAGGGAAAUCACUUUAAAGAUGGGAAUAUCCCAAAGACCAACCUACUUCAGACAGUAGGCAGCUUGGAGAUUUUAAUUUUAGCAUACUGUAACCUCCUCUCCAUAGACCAGCAAGCUUUCCAGGGCCUUGAAAAACUGCUUCAUGUAGAUUUAAGCUACAACAACCUAACCGGGAACAGCAUUAGUGCUCUUCACCAUUUUAAGGGGACUUACCUCAAUCUGGCUGCCAAUAGCAUUAGCAUCAUGCCACUCCAUGUUUUACCCACCUUGUCCCAGCAGAGCAUCAUUAAUUUAAAUUACAACCCUCUGGACUGCACUUGUUCUAACAUUCAUUUCUUAAAGUGGUUCAAAGAAAACUUGCAAAAAUUCGAGGACUUGGAGGAGAUGGUGUGUGCAACUCCCCCGACUUUAAAGGGAGUUAAGUUGUGUGAUGUCAAACUGUCCUGCAGAAUUACAGCUGUGGGCAUUUUCUUUAUUGUUGUAUUUUUAUUCUUGUUUAGCAUUCUGUUCAUUCUUUCAGUUAAAUUCUUUCUUAGAUGGAAAUACCAACACAUUUAG
Messenger RNA from Chrysochloris asiatica (Cape golden mole), 1986 nucleotides. RefSeq names its product CD180 molecule (gene CD180). The transcript has 3 exons. Lineage: Eukaryota; Metazoa; Chordata; Mammalia; Afrosoricida; Chrysochloridae. The coding region runs from base 1 to 1986 and encodes 661 amino acids. Gene Ontology annotation, cellular component: extracellular matrix. Gene Ontology annotation, biological process: cellular response to lipopolysaccharide; B cell proliferation involved in immune response; positive regulation of lipopolysaccharide-mediated signaling pathway. Gene Ontology annotation, molecular function: protein binding. The record is from RefSeq and is a predicted model, not a curated record.